Molecule: messenger RNA, 1532 nt
Organism: Owenia fusiformis
Lineage: Eukaryota; Metazoa; Annelida; Polychaeta; Sabellida; Oweniidae
Source: the annotation of a GenBank genome assembly
UUAUAAUUGGAUAUUUGAAGGGCAAAAUGACAGGUUCUUAUCCAAUGAAAAGUCGAGAAAUAACCACUCCCAUUAUUUAAGUUUCAUUUCGCGCAAUGAUGGAUGCUGAAUUCAGGAGCAAGAAGCCACGCUUGGAAAACGGAACCUCGACAUCGGGGAACCAUCCAGGUUACCUGCAGCCAGAGAAAGAUACUGAAGGAUCUACAAGCCUUGUCUUCUCUACACAUGAAGAGGUUGGGGCACUUGCUAAAGCCCUGCGCAUAUUUGAAGAAUAUGGUGUCAACUUGAUACAUAUUGAAUCCCGUCCCUCCAAGAAAGACCAAGAAGGUUAUGAAUUCUUUGUCAACUGUGACAAUACAAAAGGGGGGUUAAAGCAGGCUAUUGACACUUUGAGGGCAAAGACAGAGGAUUUACAAGUUCUUUCACGCAAUGCCAAACGUACAGAUUCUCUCUGUGAAACAGUGCCAUGGUUCCCUCAUAAAAUCGCAGAUUUGGACAGAUUUGCCAAUAGGAUCCUGGGAUAUGGAGCAGACCUAGACGCUGACCACCCAGGCUUCACUGAUCCAGUGUAUAGGGCAAGGAGAAAGCAGUUUGCGGACAUUGCAUUCAACUACAAACAUGGAGAAAAGAUUCCCAACCCAGAAUAUUCAGAGGAGGAAGUCAAAACAUGGGGCACUAUCUUUAGGGAACUGACAAAACUUUACCCAACCCAUGCAUGUCGCGAGUUUAACCAUAUUUUCCCACUUCUCAUAGAGAAUUGUGGCUACACUGAAGACCACAUCCCUCAUCUACAGGAUGUCUCAGACUUCCUCAAAGAUUGCACAGGAUUUACUUUGAGGCCUGUUGCAGGAUUACUGUCCUCACGUGACUUUCUGGCUGGACUGGCUUUCCGUGUCUUCCACUCAACACAGUACAUUCGUCACAGUUCUAGACCCAUGUACACACCUGAACCUGAUGUUUGCCAUGAGCUGUUGGGUCAUGUCCCAUUGUUUGCCGACCCUGCAUUUGCACAGUUCUCGCAGGAGAUAGGACUUGCCAGUCUUGGAGCUCCUGAUGAAUACAUUGAGAGACUUGCAACUUGUUAUUGGUUUACUGUUGAGUUUGGCCUGUGUCGCCAGGGGAAAGAGCUAAAGGCUUAUGGCGCUGGACUGUUGUCAUCAUUUGGGGAACUUCAGUAUUGCCUCAGUGAUAAACCAGAGAAGCGUGCAUUUGACCCUCCAAAGACAGGUCUUCAGAAAUACCCCAUUACAGAGUACCAGCCAAUUUACUACACAGCUGAGAGUUUUACCUCAGCACAGGCAAAGAUGAGGAGUUUUGCUGAGACCAUUCCCAGGCCUUUCUCUGUACGUUACAAUGCUUACACUCAAAGUGUGGAGGUUAUAGACAACACCGAACAGAUCUUAAGUCUCUCAAGGACCAUUAAAGGUGAUAUGGCAAUCCUGGAAGAUGCCCUGACUAAAUUAAAGAAAGAACACACAACACAUGUUUUAGGGGCUCCUUAGACAAUAUAUAAAAUUGCAAUACCAUAUAUG